This is a messenger RNA of Endocarpon pusillum Z07020, 1257 nucleotides long. RefSeq lists its product as uncharacterized. Gene Ontology annotation, biological process: spermidine transport; biosynthetic process; transmembrane transport. The coding region runs from base 1 to 1257 and encodes 418 amino acids. Gene Ontology annotation, molecular function: spermine transmembrane transporter activity; spermidine transmembrane transporter activity. The record is from RefSeq and is a predicted model, not a curated record. Lineage: Eukaryota; Fungi; Ascomycota; Eurotiomycetes; Verrucariales; Verrucariaceae. The transcript has 7 exons.
AUGGCCGACGCAUCUCCACCGCAUAGAUCGCACAGCAAUGUGCAACAAGAAUCUCCAACCAUUCCAGUGUUUCUCUGCAUCAACGUCCUUCGCCUCUUCCGUAUACACAUCCGGAGCCAAAGAGAUCUCGGAGCAUUUCGGGAUCCCCCAACAGUAUCUCUGCUGGGUCUUUCCCUUUUUCUUUGGGGUCUUGGACUUGGAGCCAUCAUCGCGGCGCCUGUCAGCGAGUAUUAUGGUCGCAGGAUUGUAUAUCUAACAACUGUUCCAGUAUUCGGGCUUUUCAUCCUAGGCUCAGGACUAGCACAAAACUUUGCCACCUUGGCCGUCUGUCGCUUUUUCGCCGGCUUCUUUGGGAGCGCAGUGGUUUCAGUAGGCGGAGGCACAAAUGCAGAUAUCUGGCAACCUAGUCUAGCGGGAUUGGUCUAUCCUUUCUACUUCGUGUACCCUUCUCUUGGGCCAGCUUUGGGACCUGUCAUCGGCGGUUUCGUCAGCGAGAACGCGGACUUCCGCUGGCUCGAAUGGGUAAUUCUCUUCGUGAUCACCUUCAACUACCUCUACUCCCUUCCCCAAUCCGAAACCUACAAGAAAAUAGUCGACGCGUGCUACAUGAAGUACCAGGGCCUACGACGUCAUUUCUUCGGACACGAUGGCCAGCGCGUAGCUUACUUCAACCGCCUGGUGCCACAGGACAAUGCAUCCCCAACACCGGACCUCAUUGUCGACAGCCUCAACUGCCGCGAGGUGAGAGAGGCGGUGGAACAAUGGCAACCCGAGCUCACCAUCGUUUCGGGUACCAAGUAUAUUGGGCGGAAGCUGACGGAGCGCGCCGGGCUGAUGAUCAACCUGCAUAUUGGACAUCUGCCAGAGUACAAGGGAAACCACUGCAUCUUCUUUGCUCUGUAUGAUGGGGCGGUGGACAAGGUAUCGGCGACUUUGCACCAGCUAACGCUGCAGCUGGAUGGAGGCGACAUCUUGGAUAAGGUCUUUCCGUCAGUUUUGCCAGGCGACACCCAGGAGACGCUGUAUUCACGGUGCAUUCAUAUGGCAAUGGAUAGGAGCGGACAGGAAGAACGUUUCGGCACUGCGACCGACGGCGGCCAGACCAUUGGAAUGACUCAAAGCGUCUGCAUGGUCACCAAUCAUGCCGGUCGUGUUGUACAGCCUCCCGCCGCCAUCUUCCAGUCAGAAUCAUUCUCCGACGUCCGCGCAGCCGGGAUCCUUCAAGGCUUCCGGGUCGCCAGGGUCGACAAGACUUAG